Misgurnus anguillicaudatus (oriental weatherfish) is the source of this 1211-nucleotide messenger RNA. Its product is annotated as olfactory receptor 2AT4-like. Gene Ontology annotation, molecular function: G protein-coupled receptor activity; olfactory receptor activity. Gene Ontology annotation, biological process: G protein-coupled receptor signaling pathway. NCBI's taxonomy places the organism in Eukaryota, Metazoa, Chordata, Actinopteri, Cypriniformes, Cobitidae. The record is from RefSeq and is a predicted model, not a curated record. Gene Ontology annotation, cellular component: membrane.
UUUGUACAUACAGAGGAUAAAAGCUUCCUUCAAGGAGAGAUAUUCAUGAUGUCAGUUGGAAACGUCAGUUUUAUAAAGGCUUUUAUCAUUGUCGGGUUCCCGGGACUUCAGCCUCGAUAUUAUGGGAUUGUCUCAGCAGUCUUGUUUUUUGUUUAUGUGUGUACACUGAUGGGAAAUGCUGUAUUUAUUACAUUAUUUGUAUUAUCUAAGACCCUCAAGAAGCCUGUUUAUUAUUUCAUUGUAAAUCUUGCUGUGUGUGAUGUACUCUUCAGCACUACUGCAUUACCAAAGAUAAUCAGCAGGUAUUGGUUUGAAGAUGGAUCCAUUUCAUUUUUGGGCUGCUUUCUUCAAAUGUUUUUUGUUCAUUAUUUUGGCACAGUCAGUUCACACAUUUUGGCUUUAAUGGCUAUAGAUCGCUAUGUAGCCAUUUGUCAUCCGUUUCGAUAUUACAGCAUUAUGACAAACAGAAAUGUACUCGUUCUGUGCUGUGUAGCUUGGGUCUUGGCUUACUUGGGCCCCCUAAUGUUGAUUAUUCGGGCGUAUCUUCUCCCAUACUGUGCAGAAAACACCAUAGUACACUGUUUCUGUGAUCAUGUUUCUAUUACAACUCUGGCUUGCACCGACCGAACACUUUAUGGGUUCCCAGCUUUGGUCAAUGCCCUUAUAGUGCUGCUGGGUUCACUUGCUAUUAUUGUUUUCUCUUACUGUGCUAUCAUUGUGGCCGUUCUGCGUAUAUCGAGCGCUCAAGGACGACUGAAGACUUUCUCCACCUGCAGUCCUCAACUCAUCAUUAUUGCUCUGUUUUUCCUACCCAGAUGUUUUAAUUAUUUGUCUAGCUAUAUUAACAUAAAGUUCAGUACUGAUUUGCGAUUGGUCAUUAUAAUGUUGUAUAGCCUCUUGCCACCAAUGAUUAAUCCACUUAUUUAUUGUUUGAGAACAGAAGACGUCAAAAUGAUUUUUAAAAGACUACUUCAAAAUAAACACACUGGCAUUAAUUUACAGGUGAGAUGAAGUUCUCUAUGCCAAAAUUUUAACGUUUUCAGAUUGUAUAAAAUGUCACUUGUGAAUGAUAUGCUGUGUGUUAGUCAAUUAUCCUUACAUGUUAAAUAUACUGACCCCGGAUUCACAGGCAAGGCUUAAUGCUAUAGUCCAAGACUAAAACACAUGUUUGUCUCAACUGAAAAUAACUUGCACAUACAGAUCUUAAAAUA